UCAUCACCGCCGUAGAGGCAGGAGACGAGGUCAGGGUCAGGGACGUCCUCGCCAGGGGAGAAGACCCCAAGGUGACCACCCUAACUAACAGUGGUGGGUCGGCGUGCCUGGUACAGAUUGCUGCCGCCCGUGGCCACGCCCACCUCCUGCCCUGCCUGCUGGGGGCGGGGCUCAGCGUGGAGGGCAGCGGCACCCACGUCCAAAGACCACUGAUGGCGGGUGCCACAAUGGGCCACAAGACGACGUUAGAGAAGCUGCUCAGCCUUGGUGCCGACCCGCUGGCUGUUGACAAUGGAGGAUGGACGGCCCUCCACUGGGCUGCAGUAAAUGAUGAAGCUGAGUGUGUGUCUACCCUCAUCCCGGUCACGCCGCCCACCCCCGAGCUGCUGCAGGCCGCCGACGGACACACCCCGGUGCACCUCGCCAGCUUUGGUGGCCACGAGGCUGUGCUGAAGGCCCUGGAGGGGGCUGGCUGGCCUCUUAACGCAAUGGACGGCGAUGGCCUGACACCCCUGCACUGGGCUGUUAAGGCAGGGCGUCUGGACGUGGUCAGGUACCUGCUGGAUAAGGAUGCGGCGCCCAGUACGGGGGCCGGUGAUGACCUCACGCCGCUGGACUUGGCUAAGAGGCAGGGUAAAGACUUAGCAGCGAGGUGGCUGGCGAGGAGGAGCGGCGCGGUGCACGGGGACGCCGCCCAAAGCCCGAAUCCUGAGGUGAGUUUUGGCAUUCUGGCCUAA
Eriocheir sinensis (Chinese mitten crab) is the source of this 737-nucleotide messenger RNA. Its product is annotated as ankyrin-3-like. The record is from RefSeq and is a predicted model, not a curated record. The transcript has 3 exons. Lineage: Eukaryota; Metazoa; Arthropoda; Malacostraca; Decapoda; Varunidae. Gene Ontology annotation, molecular function: protein binding. Bases 213 to 737 code for a protein of 174 amino acids.